AACCGCACAAGUUGACAUCAAGCUUCCAAAUGUUCUUCAUUGACAUAACUCUGAAAGGAGUUCCAAUUUUCCAGGUGUGGUGAUCCAUGUGAACCAUGUCUUGCUUCAUGCCCGUCAAGGUGUAAACAUCAGCAGUGUGGGAACGGUGGCUCUCCAGGAGAAAUUGCCUUCGGUCGGAAUUGUUCAGAACCUUGUGUACUUUGUCCCAGACUGUGUGACAAUAGCUGUCAACAUCGUAGCUGCGGUAAAAGUAUGUGAUGUAAAACCAUGUGAGCAACCAUGUACAAUGCGACUGAUGUGCGGUCACGCAUGCCUUGGCAUGUGUUGCGAGACAUGUCCAAGUCUCUGCGGUACUUGUAACAGGCAGAGCUAUGUCUCACUGAUCAAAGAAUAUCUCGGAGCAUAUGAAGCUCUCAGCAAACUGCCAAGGAUCAUCGUGAUCAAUGGAUGCAAGCAUAUUUUCCCAGUAGAGGAAAUUGCCUUCGGUCGGAAUUGUUCACAACCUUGUGUACUUUGUCCCAGACUGUGUGACAAUAGCUGUCAACAUCGUAGCUGCGGUAAAAGGUGUUAUGAGGUAUGUGAUGUAAAACCAUGUGAGCAACCAUGUACAAUGCGACUGAUGUGCGGUCACGCAUGCCUUGGCAUGUGUAGCGAGACAUGUCCAAGUCUCUGCGGUACUUGUAACAGACAGAGCUAUGUAUCACUGAUCAAAGAAUAUCUCGGAGCAUGUAAAACUCUCAGCAAACUGCCAAGGAUCAUCGUGAUCAAUGGAUGCAAACAUAUUUUCCCAGUAGAGUUCCUCGACAAGCACGUUUCAUCAAGCCAAGAGCAAAGUAGCACACUGCUUUGCCCCUUUCCCGGCUGUGAAGUACCUUUGUCAGGUAUUCAACGGUACUCGAGGCAAAUCAAGAAACAAAUCUUGGAAAAAUAUCAGCAGCGUUUCGUGUCUGCAUUGACUAUGUCCGAAAAUUCAAGAAGGAAAGUGAUGAACACAUGUCGGAAUAUCAUUCAGAAGGAGCUGAAAGAUUGCAAGGAAGUGCACAGAUUGUCAUCACAGAGACGCAUGCCAAAACGUGAGCACGAACUAGUGGAUACGAUAGUAGAUUUGGUCACUAAUGCGGAGAAAAUAUUGGUCGACGAGCAGUUAAAAGGGAGUGAUCUUUAUUGCUUUUGGAAGGAAUACACUAAAUGUAUUGUUAUACUGUCGCAAUUAGCUCAUGCAUUUGUGAUUGGAGUGCGAUUCACAAAAAAUAGCCCACCUCUAAUUCGCGAACUUCUUUUUGAUAUUGUUGGUAGAGGAGGUGUUCAUAAAGCUUUUGUAAGUUUUCGUCAACUCAUUUGA
This is a messenger RNA of Strongylus vulgaris, 1342 nucleotides long. NCBI's taxonomy places the organism in Eukaryota, Metazoa, Nematoda, Chromadorea, Rhabditida, Strongylidae. The record is from the annotation of a GenBank genome assembly.